AUGCCGACAGGAUAGCAACGUGCCUUGGCCAGUGGUAAGAAUAGCCCCACAAUGGGGCUCACAACUCCCAUCUUCUGUUGUCUGAGAACAGUUGUCGCCAGGACGGGGGCAGAGACAGAGGCAGGUCUGAGGUGCUGGAGCUCUGGAGGGGGGCCGCCGCUGCGUAAAGCCCAAGGAAACGCCCUCGGCUCUGGGUAGGAUUACCCCAGAGCAGCCCCUGGGAGAUUCCACUUCCACUAGCAGGACUACCGGGCUUUCACCUGGUGGAGAUUGAGGUCUGUCUGAGGUGGCUGGCUACAGUGACUGGAGGAGGUCAAAGCUGCCUGGGGCAGACUGGACACAGAGCCUCCUGUGGACUCUCUGGGCUGGGGAGAGUUUCUGGUGAUCCUGUGUGUGUUACGGAGGACAGGAGACAGUGUUCCUGGUCCGAGACUUGGGCCUGCAGGAAGACUGGCUGUACUGAAAGAGCUGCGUUCGGCAGACGACAUGAGGAGGAUGAGCACUUCUGAGAUCCUCUUCGUUUCUGUCAGCCACAACAUUACCCUGGUUGGGAAGGUGUGGCUGAUCCUGAUGGUCCUGCUGAGGGUCGUGGUCCUGCUGCUGGCCGGCUACCCUCUCUACCAGGACGAGCAGGAGCGAUUUGUGUGCAACACCAUCCAGCCCGGCUGUGCCAACGUGUGCUACGACCUCUUCGCUCCCGUCUCGCUCUUCCGCUUCUGGCUGGUCCAGUUGACCGCCCUCUGCCUCCCCUACGUCACCUUCAUCAUCUACGUGGUGCAUAAGGUUUCGUCAGGCCCCGACCCCGACACCUCGGACCCGCCCGGCUCUGGACCUCUGUACAAGAUCCGCCAGGAGUCCUUCAGGAAGAAAAUCUUGAGGAACACGGUUCCUCUGAAGGCGGACCAGCGCUUCAACGGAGUCUACAUCCUCCAACUUCUCUUCCGGAUCUUGCUGGAGGCUGGCUUCGGGGCGGCACACUACUACCUGUUUGGGUUCUACAUCCCUCGCAGGUUCCUGUGCCAGCAGAACCCGUGCACCACGCAGGUGGACUGCUACAUCUCCCGGCCCACCGAGAAGACGGUCAUGCUCAACUUCAUGCUGGGGACAGCGGCUCUGUCGCUGCUUCUCAACGUGGUCGACCUGUUCUGCGCCCUCAAACGCUCCCUCAGGCAGAGGUGCCGGAGGAAGAUGCUGGUGGAGAAUCUGUACGAGGAGGAGCACUACUUCCUGUCGCCAGGGGGCACGGGGGUGGACGCCACCCUCCCUCUAGCCCAGGAUCAGGGAGAGCCUGGCGGAAGCUUCCGGAAAAGACCGGCCAGUAAGUGCUCCAGCACGGUCGGUGGUGGUUCUGUGGGGGCCCGUUUGGAUCUCCCUUUACCCCCUCAUGGCACUCUGUCCCCUGGACUGGCAAGCUCCACCCCCCUAGGCGCCAGUGACUUCCCCCCUCCCCUGGAGGACGGGCCCGAGGCAGGGGGGAGCGAGGUGGCGCUCUGUCCUCCGCUGCCCACGGGAUCGCCACUCCUCAUACGGGUCAGUAAACGCGGUCGCCUCAAGCCGCCUCCGCCGCCCAGAAGAGACCCAGCUCCACCCCCGGGACCAGGACCCCUGGACGCGUCCACGGCGGUGCGCACCCGGAGGAUGGGUCAGUACACGCUGGUGGAGCUGACGAGCGGUGGGGAGCUGGGGGCGAGCGAGGAGGGGCAGGACAAGAGGUCUGAGUGGGUGUGACUCUGAGAGCUGGAGCUCCGAGCUGGUUUCGUUUUCCCGCGGGACUGAGGAAUGUCACGUGAGACCAGGGAGACCGCACUCCUCAGGGUUGUGAGAAGAUCAUAAAUGGGCUGCAAACGUGGGUUGCCUUCCCAGUAUCACCCCUCCCAGUUCAUUCUGACGCGAAGGCAACAA
Osmerus eperlanus (European smelt) is the source of this 1902-nucleotide messenger RNA. Its product is annotated as gap junction delta-4 protein-like. Gene Ontology annotation, cellular component: connexin complex. The coding region runs from base 487 to 1728 and encodes 413 amino acids. The transcript has 2 exons. The record is from RefSeq and is a predicted model, not a curated record. Lineage: Eukaryota; Metazoa; Chordata; Actinopteri; Osmeriformes; Osmeridae. Gene Ontology annotation, molecular function: gap junction channel activity. Gene Ontology annotation, biological process: cell-cell signaling.